CAGCAGCAACAACGAGCGUGACGCGAAACUCGCAGUGCACUUUAAUAACACGGACGGUGAGAGUAGCAACAGCAGCAAACACAAUAGCGAGGAGCGAAAGCAAAAAAAGUGGUGUGAAAAGUUUCGCGACCAGAGUCGAAGCGGAGCAACAAACAUCGACAGCGAAAAGGUCCGCCGACGACGAGGCGAGGACGGAAGAAAGUGAAACACGGUGUGAGCCCGAAGUGACGAAGUCGGAACGAAGUGAGAACGGAACGGUGAAGGGUGAAGUGAGAGGGCGUUUGAGUGAAGCGCACUGCACCGGAAGCGGAAUCGGAAUACGAAACAAUCGAACCGCAGGAACCGCGCCAGUCGAAGUGGUGCGAAGAAAUCGGUGGCCAGCAGGAAACACGAACCUACAGUGAGAGAGUGAAACAGAGAGAGACAAAGUAACGAUAAAGCUCGUAAAGCAAGCGCACGGAAAUCAAACGGCCAGGUGUCGAGUUACGGAAGAAGCCAACGAACGACUUAGAUGCAAACGUAAGCGACGAACGCACCGUUGCACCGGAAGGCUACCGUUUUGUUGUCGGGAACUGUGUGUGGAAUCGGACGCUUGUGACGGGGAGAAGGUUCACGGAAAUGGCGGUCAGUCGAAAGCUGAGCCUGAGUGCGGCCGCGGUGGUGGUGGUGUCGAGUCUGGUGACCGUCUGCUCCGGCUCGGCCAUCCCGAUGUGGGAGUUCCUCAGCCGUGGUGAGAAGAUGUCACACCUGUACACGAUGUUCGCGAAGCAGGUCUCGAGCUACUGCAAGAACGCCCAGGACAUGCCGACCAACAUGUGCAAGCGCAACCUGCUGAUGUACGGCAUCAACAAGCUGCAGGACAUGAACGAGUCGCACCUCGACUCGAUGGACCCGUACCAGCGGGGCGCCACCGAUAUAAUCUGGGACGCCAUGAUGGAUGGGCACACGAAGAACGGCAAGAAGAAGACACAGACGACGGUCGCCCCGGCGUACGUCGUGGCAAGUGAGCAGUUCGGCCACAAUCCGCUGUUCGAUGAUCCGGCUCCGUUCGAUCGUAAGGCUGCCUCGAGCAUCAACAAAUACGGCAUGGAUUACGACUACGGCACCGGUACCGGCGGAAGUGGUCCGACUGGCCAGGAGGGCCAGUACCCGGAGCCUCCGGAGAACCAUCUGCCGCAGGAAGCGUCGACCAACGUGGACUACAGCUACCAGUUCGAGCCGGCCGCCUCGACGCACUUCAACAACCUGGCGCCGGUCGAGCAGAACACCAACUAUCUGACCGGCCCGAUGGUGGUGCGCCUGCGCCCCGACGGGACGCCCGUCGAGGAGGACCAGGCGCAGCACCCGGCCGUGGUCGCCCCGAAGGACGACGACAUCAAAGAGAUGACGCUCGGCCAGGAGCGAAUGCCGAGCUUCCAGCAGAUCUACGACAGCCUGAAGCAGAACGAAGAGCAUCAUCUCCCGUCGACGGUGGCCCCGACCACGACGACCACGACGACGACGACCACGUCGACCGUCCCGCCACCGAUCGCCGCCGCCGUUCCCACUCAGCAGAUCUACGGGUUCGUGCAGCGUCUGCCGAACUACCUGCGAUCGUAUCGCACCGCCUACCGCGUCUACAACGCCCACUAAGGCGGCCGAGGUGGUGGUGGACCAGUCUCCGUCCCCACGGAGCGGAACUCUGAUCGAAAGCUGAAUGUGAUUUUAAUUAAUUAACUCUACUAAACCACACACACCAACGCACGGGGUCCGAGCUGAAUGAUGUGACGGCCACCAACGGGGUGGGCUUGGGAUGGUCGGCUGACUGCGAUCGAGGAUCGAUCGAGAGUUCUAGCCACGCGCCAUCGGGACAUGCGUUUAAUAUAUUUAUAAUCAUUACUGUCACUCAUCGUGCGUGCCCCCGGGGCGGCCCCCAAGAAUCGGCACCACCUUUGCCACGUACCAGUUUUGUUUCUCCCGCUCUCCCCGCGCGUGGUGUUCCGGUUGAGGUUCCGAAGCAAAAGUAAGCUAAAAAGUAACAAACGGGGAAAACGAGUCCACCAAAUUGUGAUGUAGAAGGCGCGGAGAAACACUAGGGUAUAGUGGGGCUGCUUCUUUCUUCGUCUCUUAAUCGUAUCCGUAGGGCGGCAUAUGAUGAUGAUGAUGCGUUGUGUUGGAGUUCCAACUGGAUAAUGGCUUAGGUUUUAACGGUUAAGUGCGCUCACGUUCGGUGUCUUAAAUUAUUGCAUAUUUAUGUGCUUGCGUGUGUGUGUGAGUGAGUAUACGCGUCACGGUGUAAUCCCAAGAAUGACGCGACAAGCUUGAGGAUCAUCUUUACCGGCAGCAGCAAGUAGAAAGCGUAAAUUACCGUCACCGCCUCACACACGCACACACACACGCGAGCAGAAGAUUUAAACGAUUUUGGCGUGAAAUUGGAGCACACGUUCUGAUGGACCCCCCCACGGGAGACUCCAGAAUGGGGUGCGAAAGUUUGAGCCCGAAAUCGAAAGGUAUUCCAAAUUAUUUGGAGCAGUGUUUGUCGUUUUUUUGUCUGUGUGAGUGUAUGUCUACUUUACUUACUAGGAUCGAAGUAGGAUUAGGCUAGGGAGGCUCGUUUGGGGCCUCAAUCAGUGCUAGGGAUCGGUGAUCGGUGAGGAACAACGAAACACAGCGUGCAGGGCGGGCAGCAUCCCGUCGGCCGCCGUUACAAAUUUUGAAGCGAGUAUUGUGAUGUUUUUUAUUAACUCUAGACAGGAAGACAGACCCCAGGAAACUAGGCCGCCGGAACAACGGGUGGUUUUGUUUCCACGGAUCGACAUCCCAUACACGCACACACACUACAGGCAGGUUAGGGUUAGGCGCAGGAUAUAGGACAUUAAGGGAGCAUUAACGUUAAGUGAAACGAAAAAGAAGCACAAGCUUACAAGCGUACAUCUUGUUCUAAGAUCCGUGAUUGUUUUUGUUGAGGAACGUUAAGCUCGGCUCGGAGGCCUCGGAGCCUCGGAGGCUCGAGUCUGGCGUGUGUUUUGAGAUGUAUUUCAAAAUGCAGUGAAAUAAAAUGAA
Anopheles cruzii is the source of this 3042-nucleotide messenger RNA. RefSeq names its product rhythmically expressed gene 5 protein (gene Reg-5). The record is from RefSeq and is a predicted model, not a curated record. The transcript is spliced from 3 exons. Bases 619 to 1632 code for a protein of 337 amino acids. Lineage: Eukaryota; Metazoa; Arthropoda; Insecta; Diptera; Culicidae.